Molecule: messenger RNA, 720 nt
Organism: Adineta steineri
Lineage: Eukaryota; Metazoa; Rotifera; Eurotatoria; Adinetida; Adinetidae
Source: the annotation of a GenBank genome assembly
AUGUCGAAUAGAAUUCUUGAAUUAAAUCAAAAUCAAUCAUUAUUUUUACCUUAUUAUAAAAAUCUUUUACCAAAAUCGGUUAUUAAUGAAAUAAAUAUACCUAAAAAAAAUCUUAAACGUUGUUCAUCAUCUUAUCGGCAACGUCUUGAACGUAUUAAAACAAAUUGUCAAUUAAUAAGACAACGUCGUCGUCGUUGUUUAUUUCCUAUAUCACCUAUAGAACUUCGUCCAAGUUUAUUUCAACAACGUUCGUAUCAAACAGGUUCAUUAGAAUUAUUAAAUAUUAAUGUUAAUCAUUGGCAAUCAACAAAUCUUUUACAUUUAUCCGAUGAAUAUUUAUAUAAAUGUAAAUAUGCAAUGUAUUCAUCAAAAAAUCGAUGCUUUAAACAAAUUGAAUUUUAUAAUUUUUUAAAAGAAUUUUUUUCUUAUUCAUUAUCAAUAGAUGAAGAUAAUGAUAAUAACAACAACAACCAUGAUUUAAUUCUAUGUCAAUUAUGUAAUUAUAAAUUUCAUUCAAAUAAUAUGUUUAAUUUACAUUUAAAUCGUCGAAGUGUAUCAAUACAAUAUCGUUGUUUAACAUGUCAAUCAUUGAUUAAAACUCUGAAUCCAUGUGAAGCCUAUUAUCAUUUAUUAUCACAUACUAAUAUUUUAAAAGAAAAACGUAUUGGCGAAUUAAGUAUUAAAUGUGAUCGAAAUAGUUGUUUGGUAAGAUGUUUUUGA